Molecule: messenger RNA, 8814 nt
Organism: Caretta caretta (loggerhead turtle)
Lineage: Eukaryota; Metazoa; Chordata; Testudines; Cheloniidae
Gene: MDGA1
Product: MAM domain containing glycosylphosphatidylinositol anchor 1
Biological process (GO): homophilic cell-cell adhesion; synapse organization
Cellular component (GO): neuronal cell body; plasma membrane; axon
Molecular function (GO): protein binding; axon guidance receptor activity
Source: RefSeq, a predicted model, not a curated record
GAGUGCGAGGUUGGGUUUAUUUUCCUGGAGCUCCUAAGGAGCCUGGGAGGGAAGAGGGGCCCUGGUUUUGGUUUUUCCACCUUCCCUCCUCUCUUCUCUCCCCCCCCCCCCCGGUUUAUUUUUAACUACUGCUCCUAUUUUGGGCUAUUUUCCCCCCCUUCGUCCAAGUUGACUGUUCAGAGAUCGGCGACUUCCAGGCGGCGCUGGCUGACUUCGCUGGCCGGGCUGAGGCGCUCUGAGCCCGGGCAAGCCUCUCCUGGAUCCCUCCCUGCUCAGAGGCUGUGGAUGAAUUAGCUUUCGCUUGUAUCUCGUUUCCCGCCGCCGGAUGCUGCCUGGCAUUUUGGGGGCUGCUUUUCUUCGCCGGCUAUGAGGGAUCUGCGUUGAAGAUGGAGAUGAUUUGUUUUUUCUUGCUGGCGGUGGUGCCGGUGUCUAUCAGGGGAGACGGGGUUUAUGCUCCAGCUCAGGCCCAGAUCAUCCAUGCUGGGCAGGCCUGUGUUGUGAAGGAAGAUAACAUCAGUGAACGAGUGUACACUAUCCGGGAGGGCGACACGCUGGUCUUGCAGUGUCUGGUCACCGGACACCCACGACCACAGGUGAGGUGGACCAAAACUGCUGGUAGUGCCUCGGACAAAUUCCAGGAGACAUCGGUGUUUAACGAGACCCUUCGGAUUGAGAAGAUCCAGAGGCUGCAGGGAGGCCGCUAUUACUGUAAAGCAGAGAAUGGGGUUGGGGUCCCUGCCAUCAAGUCCAUUCGAGUAGAUGUGCAGUAUCUAGAUGAGCCCAUUCUCACCGUCCACCAGACCAUCAGCGAUGUACGUGGCAGCUUCUACCAGGAGAAGACGGUCUUCCUCCGGUGCACCGUCAACUCUAACCCUCCUGCUCGCUUCAUCUGGAAACGGGGUGCUGAGACACUCUCCCACAGCCAGGAUAAUGGAGUGGAUAUCUAUGAGCCACUCUACACACAGGGUGAAACCAAAGUUCUGAAGCUGAAAAACCUGAGGCCACAGGAUUAUGCCAGUUACACGUGUCAGGUGUCCGUCCGGAAUGUCUGCGGCAUCCUUGACAAGUCAAUCACUUUCCAGCUCACUAACACAACAGCUCCACCCGCUCUGAAGCUGUCUGUCAAUGAGACCCUGGUGGUGAACCCAGGAGAUAAUGUCACUAUGCAGUGCUCCCUGACAGGUGGCGACCCACUGCCUGAGGUGGUCUGGUCUCAUUCACCCAGCCCUAUGCCUCACAACAGCCUUAUUCAAGAGGGUAACCUCACCAUCUGGGGGAUCCGCAUGGAAGAUUCAGGCUACUACAAUUGCACGGCCAUCAACAAUGUGGGGAACCCAGCCAAGAAGACAGUGAAUCUGCUGGUGCGAUCCAUGAAGAACGCCACCUUCCAGAUCACUCCUGACGUGAUCAAGGAGAGUGAGAGCAUCCAGCUAGGGCAGGACCUGAAGCUCUCGUGCCACGUGGAUGCCGUCCCCCAAGAGAAGGUCGUCUACUUCUGGUACAAGAAUGGGAAACCAGCCAGGGUCUCGGACCGACUGCUUGUUUCUAGGAAUGACCCUGAGCUCCCACCAGUGACCAGCAGCCUGGAGAUCAUUGACCUGCGCUUCAGUGAUUAUGGCACGUAUCUGUGCAUUGCGUCCUUCCAGGGGGCCCCCAUUCCCGACCUCAGUGUUGAGGUGAACAUCUCUUCAGAAACAGUGCCUCCAACCAUCAGUGUCCCCAAAGGCCAGUCCACCAUCACCGUUCGGGAGGGCUCCAGGGCCGAGCUGCAGUGCGAGGUUCGAGGGAAGCCCAAGCCACCCAUCAUCUGGUCCCGGGUAGACAAGGAGGCCCCCAUGCCCUCAGGUGCCAUGACAGUGGAGACUUACGAUGGGAAGCUGCGCCUGGAGAGUGUUAGCCGAGAAAUGAGCGGGACCUAUAAGUGUCAGACAGCCAGGUACAAUGGCUUUAACAUCAGACCCCGGGAAGCCUUGGUACAGCUCAACGUGCAGUUCCCCCCAGUUGUGGAACCAACUUCUCAGGACAUCCGCCAGGGCAUGGGCCGUAGCGUCACCCUGCGGUGCACCAUGCUGAAGGGGAGCCCCAUGAAGGUAGCCACAGCCGUCUGGCGCUUCAAUGGGAACCUCUUGACACUGCUCCCCACAGAACAGCAGGACUACUCGGAGCUGAAGGUGGACAGCGUGAACCGGGAGACCAGUGGUAGCUACGAGUGCAGCAUCUCCAACGAUGUGGGGGUCGCCAUCUGCCUCUUCCAGGUGUCUGCAAAAGCUUACAACCCAGAGUUUUACUACGACACUCCCAACCCCACCCACAGCCAGAAGCAAUCCAAGAACUACUCUUAUGUCUUGCAGUGGACACAGAAGGAACCUGACGCAGUGGAUCCCAUUCUCAAGUACCGGCUGGAUGUCCGGCAGCUGAAUCAGAGGAACACUGUCCAAACGUUAAUUCCUGUGAAGAAGAUGGAGAAAGGCCUGCUGCUGGAGCACAUCCUGCGCAACCUGAAGGUUCCCCAAAGCUAUGAGGUUCGCCUGACGCCCAUCACCGAUUUUGGGGCUGGUGAUAUGGCUGCCCGCAUCAUCCGAUACAUGGAACCGAUUAACUAUCCCAACCCGGCAGAUAACACCUGCCGCUUUGAGGACGAGAAGAUCUGUGGCUUCAUGCAAGACAAGAUGGACAACUUUGACUGGACCCGUCAGAAUGCCUUGACUCAGAACCCCAAGCGCACUGUCAACACAGGGCCACCCACAGAUAUCAGUGGCACGCAAGAAGGUUAUUACAUGUUCAUUGAGGCCUCCCGGCCCCGGGUGACAGGAGACAAGGCCCGGCUCAUCAGCCCCCUAUACAACAUCACCGCCAAGUACUUCUGCGUCUCCUUCUUCUACCACAUGUACGGGAAGCACAUUGGCUCCUUGAAUCUUCUGGUUCGUUUGCGGAACAAACGGGCCAUUGACACCCAAGUCUGGUCGCUCAGCGGGAACAGAGGAAAUGAGUGGCAACAAGCACACGUCCCCAUCAACCCCCCAGGACCCUUUCAGAUCAUCUUUGAAGGCGUGCGCGGCACAAGCUACGAGGGGGAUAUUGCCAUUGACGAUGUCACUCUGAAAACGGGAGACUGCCCAAGGAAGCCGAUUGGCCCAAAUAAAGCAGUCGCCCUUCCGGGGAACAGUGUCCCAACCCUGCACAGGUCUUCUCUCGGUGGGCCACUGACUUUUUUCCUUUACAUGCUGCUCAGAUGAUGGCAAGCAAGUGCUCCGGUCUUCUGGCCAAGACAUUCCUGCUCCUUUCCUACUCAGCCACCUCUGCUCCUCUUCCUCCCCCUCCUCACUGGCACACCAAAGUGUCCAUACGUUACCAAAGACUGACAAGCAUGACCACGCAAAGGGAUCUGCUCAGGACCUGGUGGAUUCCUCAAGAAAGUCAUAAUGUCUAAAAUAAAUAAAUAAAUAAAAACAGAAAAUGAGAGAGAGAGAGAGAGGAAGGAAGGAAGAAAACAAUCACACAAGAAGGAAUGAAGAAAAAUGGGAAUGACAAAAAUGUAAAGAACGAAUGAAGGAGGAAACUCCCCCUCCCCGUGUUUCCUUGGGAACAUUGGACAGGACUUCCUCAGGGAAGUGGGAACUUUGUUUUAAACAAAAUAUAUAUAUAUAUAUAUUAAAGCACAAAUUUCUACCAGAACUGUUACCUUCUUUACUGCAGAGCCCACAGCUUAGGAGACAGUGUACCGCAGCGCUCCCCUUUUGGCUCUCCGUGUUCCACCUUUAUCCUUCUGGCUCUGGCUACCGUGUACCAGCUGCAGUGCCCCUACGGUAACAUCCCACCUGCCUCCAUGUGGGGCAGCUCACCUCCUGAGUGCUGGUUGGCCAUAGCCUCUCGCUCCAUGCUGCAUGUGCUUCAGUGUCUCCAUCUGCAUCUUCCAGACUUCCGUGUAUUCAACUGUCUAUGUGUGAUUUGCUUUAAUCCACACCGCACUCCUUCCCCCACUCUCUGUGUCCUCCCGCCCCGACUCCAACCCAAAGAAGACAACAGCGGAGUGGACCCAUCAUCUGGAUUGUACUGAGUGGUGGAAAAACCCUGGGUCGAUCCAAUUGCAGCACCAGCCACCGAAUGCUCCCAGGUGCUUCUCUCUCUGCAUCUCUCACUUCCCACUGCUGGGUGCACAAACUCUGAUGAUGGAGCCGAGGCUGCAAACAAAAGCUGCAGGUGGCAGGGUGGUGACAUGCGGACAGCACUUGUCAGUCAGUGGACAUUGGAGUGGGAGCUGCAGCAGCCUUGGGGCCAGGAUCUCCUCUCAGCUUUUUUUGGUUAACUAACUUAUUUCUUUCUUCAUUCCAUUGUUAGCCUUCCCCGCCCCCAAGCUCCUAUUUCCUUUCAGACUGUGGGGAGGGGCAUGGAUUUGCACCCUUUACAUCCCCCCACCCCAAACCACAGGCCUCUCCUAGUCUCCAACCCUUGUGCCCACUGAAUGGAUCUGAAAUUGCAGCUGCUGCCUUGAGCUCCCAGGACUUGUGGUUCCCCAGAUGUGCAGGGGGGCAGCUGUGUUCCCUUCGCUGGGGUAACAGAGGAGCCAGGGGAUGGAAUGGGCACUAAAGCUCCUGGGUAACUGGGCAGAGCAGGUGGCUGGAUCCCAAAGAGGGGAUAGUUCUGGUUUUCACUUCUGUUGGCUGCUGGGGAAGAGGGUGCAGGUAGGGAGAAAGUUGGGAUUUCUUCGUCAUGGAGUUCAUGCUGCCACCAUGAAGGAAUAAAGCCAAUGUCUCAGGAGAGUUGCCUCUUGGCUCUGACCCUGUUCCAGCCAGAUCCAUCCUGCUCCCUACAGCAGCCAUGGCUUAGCCUGGGGAUGACGUGGUGGGUAGGCAUCUGCUGUACCAUGUGAACUCAGGAGCAAGGUCUCCCAUAGGCUAGCCAAGUAGGAGCCAUGCUGACCUUGUUGUGGCUGGAAACAGCUCUAGGCCUAUCUUGGUCUCAUCCCUCCCUCCAAAGAAUAAUGUUAGCUGUACCUGUGUGGAUGGCUCUCAGGGGGAGUGCAUCAGUGCGUGCUGGGGAGAUUCAGCGAGGUGACAUGCUUUCCUCUGAGGCACACCCAGUCUGCAUGUUACUCCCAGGGCACAGCAGAGGUACACUGACCUGUCUCAGGUGUAGAGUCAACAGCACACGUGUCCCCACCCCACCCUCUCUGAUGACUUUAUCAUAAAUUUAGGCUUCUCUGGACAAUAGCGUGUCACUAAAUCAACUCAAAGUAUCACCUGCCCAAAGCCUUCUGCAGUGCUUGGCUUCCCAAAAUGUCUGAGGCCUGGCUUCCCCCUCACACCCAGUGGGGAGGCCUGUGUUCAGUGCACUACCUUACUGUCCAAGAGACCCAUCCUCCAGUGCUGGAUCCAACUGCUCACUCCUCAGGCCUCUAGGAGAUGACAUCUUGAGUCAUUCUGCAGUGACCCUUGUGGCCAGCGUAGGAUGUGUGCUGAUGGGCUCCAAAGGGAGUCCCAUCCAGUCAUCCUCAGCCCAAAAAAAGGGUGUUGGGUUGAGGAGAUCCUUCACAGAGGACUUCCCAAAAGAUAUCAAAGGGUCCAGCCACGGGGUUCCAAAACUCCAUUCCCUCUAUGGCUAACUGAUGGUUUUCCUGCUCUCCAGGACUGAGGACUCUGCCCUCUUCAUCUGCUUAGUCCCUCCAUCUCCUGAGCCAAGAUCUUUGUUGCAGUGAACAUUUAGCAAGGGAACAUGGUACCAUUGCUAUUGGCCAGGUAUUGCAGUGGGGCCCUUGCAGAGUAACCUCUCCCCACUGCCAGCAGACCCCAGGGAAUGCAACCAACCAGCCCCCAGCUUUUUAGAAAGUCUCCUUCAAUUCUAUGCCCUGGAAUGUGGUCUCUCCAGGAAGCAGCUUUCUUUCCUCCUUGUAUGCUUUCUAGGGGGUCUGAUCUUAAUCCUUGGAGGAGAGUUGGUGCUCUCCCCAGGCAAAGCAGGGGCCUAGUGCUGUCUAAUGAUUUGGGUCAGCUGCAAAAGUUCCCUCUCAUGUUGCAGCAGGCCUUGGGGUGGGGUGGAGUAUGUUCCCUUCCAAAAGAGCUAGCCAUGAGAGCCCAUAUUUCCUUCUCGAUGUGGGGGUGGGGAGGAGGCAGGUCAUGAAUUUGCACCUUUUGACAUUUUGGGGGGAUGUGGGGUGAGCUCUUGUGAUAACGUUCCCCUGAAGAGGAACAGCGGGAGGCAUCCUGCAGAGCUGGCAGGGGAGGUGGAGGAGAGGGAUCAAGGUCUUGAGCAAGAACUAUCCCUGAACAGACAUAGGUGAGAAUGGACUGAUUCUAAAAAGGGAAACCUGUGACCCCUACGUCCCUGCUCUGCUGCAGCAUCUGGCCCAUUCACCACACACGGAGGAAUGUGCCAGAGCCACUGAGCUGACCCACCACGCUCAAGGUCACCGUCCAGUCCGUGGUAUUGGAGCAGCGUAGAUUUUCCUUUAGACAGCAAUUGCCUUCUCCAGCCACUGGGUUCAAAUGAUCACUGCUUUUUGGCCAAUUUGCCCUUGUAUAAAUCUCAGGGAGCCCCUGUUCAUCCCUCCCUUCCUAGAUUCCUUUCCCCUUUAUGUGUGGCUUGAAAGCAGCUGGUGUUGUGUUUACCAGAGAUUCAUUAACCCAAGUGCCUCAGCUUGUCAGAUGUAUUAAGGAUGAAAGGAAGGAAUUCAUUGCACUGUCAGCAGUGGUGAGUGUGCGGGAGCAGAGGAAGGAGCCAGUUCAGCAGCAAGGCUGCCUAAAUUCAGGGGGAUGGAGGCUGCACAUGAGAGUAGGAACAUGCUGUUAUUCCUGAGAGGCCUGGCCACCUUGGCCUGGGACCUCACAAACUAAGCUGGGUUGUGUUAAAUAGAUGGGAGACUCCGUGGAAACUCCAGGUCCUGCAGGAAAUAGUAUUUUUGGUUAGGUAACCCCAGCCUCUGCACUGAGCUUUCGGAAGAGGUCUAAAACUAUAUUCUGUAUCCCAUGUCAUUAAAGAUCGCCUGGCACUUUAAACUGAUGUUAAACCCAGUGUCCUGGGCAAAUUAUAAUCCUUACAUUUCAUUAGUGUCCUUCCUUCAGUUUCUGAUGCAGUUUCAAUGAGAUACAUUAUCCUUCACUUCCUGACCUUCACUGUUGUUGUGUGACUCUUAAGUUCCAUUCCAGAGGUGGCUGCAUUUCAGAUUAUUACUCGCUAUAGUUGGGAAACUCCUGCAGGAGAAAAGGUGCUUAUAUCUAUGUUCAUGACUGUGUUUAUUUACAGGGCAAUCUUUGGUAGGUAGGUGUAGAGAUGAAGUAGGGCAAUUGCUAUGUGGGUGUAAUCCAAUAUAUACUCAGCCCUUUUUUUUUCAGUACGUGAAACAAAAUGUGCGUGCACAGGCAUAGAUUGCAGGUAUCCGAUGUCGUGAGUGAUAUUGUAUAGUUAGGCUUGCAAGGGAAGUUUUAUUUGAAACCUCUCUGCAGUUGCUCAUUGCAUUCUGAAAAAAAAUAUUUUGUUUUUAUUGUAAUUUCCCACAUUUGAGUAACAGCCCCAGUCACAGAUCACCAACCUAGGGUUUUCAGCUCUGCAAGCAUGCACGCACUAUCACCCCUUGCAGUACAGGUGCAACUUCUUUUGCUGGUGCAGUAGUAGGCUUUUAUCCUUUUAUAUGGCUCAGCCACUAGAAGGCAACACAACUGGCAUGUUAUAUUUGAUCUCAGGUCAUGAGCAAGUACAUUGGAAAGUCUGAGGGAAAAUCUUUCCAGCCACUUUGGAAUGAAAGCGAGCAGGAAAAGAAAUACGUCUUUUUUGCAUUAUUUAAAAAAUUAUUCAAACUUUUUUUUAACUCACAACAAGUUCAAAAACAACUGAAGUUUAAAACAUUACGUUUGACACGUGUACAAAUCUAACUCUGUAUCAUCUCUCAGUGCACCAGCUAAGAAUCAGUCUUGAAAAAAUGUUACCCUGGGGGAAGCAGUUUUAUCGGGUUGGGGGGAGGUGUUGGGGAAGCAGUACAAUACAAAUGUUUGUUCACAGGAUUAGCCUGGUACAUUUCAUGAUAGUUUUGCAAGGCUGAUUGAUGGCAUGUAUAUGUAUUAAUAAUCAUGCUACAAAUGGCAUUUCGUUCCCAGCUGCUAUUCAAGGCCACUGAAAUUUUAACUUCUUAGUAUACUAGGCCCUUUAGGCCCCAGCCCACUCAGAAACACUGCAAAGAGUCUUCAGUAUCUGUGAGAGAGCAGGCACCCUACUUCACCUCCUAGCCUGGUCUGUUCCUAGUCCCUGCAAGCCAGCAGCACCAGGAAAGCUGCUGUAUCUCUGGACUGGUGUUUUGUGCUUCUCAGCCAACAGACGGUACCGGGUUUACAAUGGUGCCAGAGGUGCCAUGGAGCUGGGCCCAUGCUCAGAAGGGGCCCCGGCCUGCUCCGCUUGCACUGUGCCCCAAGACCCUGCCAGCCCGUUGUUCCCCUCCACACUCUAUCACUUGCUCCUCUUGGCCUGCCCGCCACGGACUCCUCUCUGCCCCCUGGCCGGACUCCAGUGCGCCUCCGGCUCCGGGCAGUCUCUCCUUCCCACCGCCCCUGGGACCCCACCUGUCUCCUCGGAGCUGAUCCUCCUGGGACUGGUACAGAAGCCCAGGCAGUCGGAGGGGGAAGGAGGGGACAGUGGGGGGGGCUGGCUGGGCCCCUCCAGGCAAGUGGGUCCUGAGGGAGCCCUGGCCGGGGCAGUCCCUGGCCUGGAUGAUCGCGCCACUCCUGAGGGGCCAGAGCGAUUCCCUGCCCCGGGACCAGCCCUGGCUGCGCUGCUGGCUCAGCCCAGCAGACACAGUCGCCUCCCAGCAGGGCUGGUGAAUGUGACCAGGAG